Messenger RNA from Salvia splendens (bonfire salvia), 1900 nucleotides. RefSeq names its product ultraviolet-B receptor UVR8-like. The coding region runs from base 211 to 1524 and encodes 437 amino acids. The transcript is spliced from 15 exons. The record is from RefSeq and is a predicted model, not a curated record. Lineage: Eukaryota; Viridiplantae; Streptophyta; Magnoliopsida; Lamiales; Lamiaceae.
UAUUUUCGGUUAUUUUGCUAAAGAUGCAAGAUUACUAUAGAAAGUGAAUGGAUUAAGACACGAAUCAUCACUUGCUCCAUCCUUCGUAACUCUAUUUCAGACCAUCAACUGCAACUUCAUUAAAUUCCACCACCACCGAGAAAUCACAAACUGGAAUCGAGAUUCUCGGCAUUGACAUGAGCCCAAUCGGUUCUACACUCUUCAAGAACAAUGGGGAUUUCAAGAACUCAUGCUUGCAUGAAAAAGAUCGCAUUUUUAUCGAAUUUGGUGAGCAAGAAAGCCUCUGGGUCAAGAUUGUUCUGUGUUGCAAGCGGCAGGCGCGAUGGUUUCGAUGAGGUGUUGAGCAGAGGGAAGAGGUUCGCAGCUGUUUGGGGCAAUGGGGAUUUUGGGAGGCUAGGAUUGGGCAAUUUGGAGUCAAAGUGGAGACCUAAGCCAAUUUCACCAUCUGCUUUUGGGGAUCAGAGUUUGAAGGAGGUCGCUUGUGGUGGGGCCCACACACUUUUCCUCACUGAAAAUGGAGAUGUUUAUGCUACUGGACUCAAUGACUUUGGACAGCUAGGCAUAUCAGAGACACAAGAUUAUUCGACCGAGCCUCGCCGGGUUUCCAGUAUUCCCAAGAGAAUUGUUAAAAUCUCAGCUGGCUACCACCACUCAGCUGCCAUUACAGAGGAUGGUGAACUCUAUUUAUGGGGAAAGAAUGCAAAUGGGCAACUUGGCCUUGGAAAAAAGGCACAAAAGAUUAUUCCUAUUCCCUGUAAGGUUGAAUGCUUGGAAGGAGUCGCAGUAAGAGCGAUAUCUUUGGGGUUCGAACACUCAAUUGCUAUCACAGACAACGGUGAAGCUCUGAGUUGGGGAGAUGGAGAGUCUGGACGGCUUGGUCAUGGGCAUGGAUCGAGCAUUUUGGGGUUUCAAAAGACCAGCAGUGAGUAUACCCCACGUCUGAUUAAAAGUCUAGAGGGAAUCCAGGUCAAAAGUGUUUCAGCUGGAAUGCUGCACUCUGCGUGUAUUUCCGAAGAUGGCUCUGUUUAUGUUUUCGGUGAAAAAGAAUUAGGAAAAUGGGGUUUUGGAAAAGCAAAGAAUGCGACAACACCAUCUACGAUUGACGCCAUGCCAUAUUCGGAUGAAGUUGCUUGUGGUGCUUAUCAUACCUGUGUAAUUACAAAUGGUGGGGAACUGUACUCAUGGGGAACCAACGAGAAUGGAUGUCUAGGCAUCGGUUGCACAAAUGUCAGUUAUUCGCCUGAAAGAGUCCAAGGCUCGUUGUCGACACAACCAGUUAUCAAGGUGUCCUGUGGCUGGAAACACACAGCAGCAGUUUCUGAUGGCCAUGUCUACACGUGGGGAUGGGGUGGUUCGAAUGGAACUUUUCAAGACGAUGGCCAUUCACCGGGAGGACAGUUGGGUCAAGGUGAUGACAUGGACUACGUCAAACCAAGGCUGCUCGACUUCCAUAAGAGCGUCAAAGCUUUAGACGUAUCUUGCGGAUUCAAUCACACUGCUGGCUUGUUUGAAUCGACAAAUUAAGUCGUUUCACAGAACGGGACGUCCCGUGCUUAUCUUCGCGAGAUCUUGAAGGGAUAUUUUGUUGUUGUUUACCAUUCGAAGGUUCAUUGAAACCUCCAAAUCAUGCUGAAGCAGAAUAUACAGGUUCAGGUCAGUCUGCUGAAGUUUUCCAUGGAUUUAGUGAAAAUCUGAUUAUUUUACAUCAAAUAUCAUUUACAUGUCUAUAAAUAGAGAAUAAAGAGAGAUGAAAAGUAAAUGUGAAAGAUUUGUGAUUGUAGCAAUCUGAUUCUGUUUAUGAGGUUUAUAAAAGCAUAAAGCAUGUUGUAACUUUAUUGUGUAUCAAGAGUUGUACCACAUUUUUUGGGCACAAUUAUUUCGCAGUAUUUGGUUAUAAAAA